This is a messenger RNA of Rotaria socialis, 2472 nucleotides long. The record is from the annotation of a GenBank genome assembly. Lineage: Eukaryota; Metazoa; Rotifera; Eurotatoria; Philodinida; Philodinidae.
AUGACUACAAUCGUCACUCCGAUGGAAAUUACUGACGACGAAGAUAUAUCAUCAUCCGAUACCGAUACUUGGAUCUAUAGUGACCAAGAAAGUGAAACAUCAGACCGUGAAAUAAAUGAGCAUAAUUGGCGAUACAACUUUCAAGAAACAAUAAAUGAUUUACAAGAAAAUAAAUUAGACGACGGUGCAAGAUCACUUCUUUUUGAUGUUCCCUAUCAAAUUCGAAUAAAACAACUUGGAGAUGCACCUUUUACAUUUCCAUUAUCGAAUGCUCUAUGUUCUCGUAUUAUUUGUGAACAUGGUGUACCAUUACCUCUGUCAAAUAAGUAUGAUUUUUGUGGAACAAAGAUUCUUAAUACAGCAUGGCAAAUAGAUUACAGUUCAAUCGAUUUUCCUCUUUCUUUUUCGGCUGCUAUUCGAGCAAGUACAUUCGAACAACUUCAUUUAAAUACAUCAGACAUAAAAACACAUUUCGAUUUAAAUCUACACAAACUUAUCAUGCUUGGUCCAUGUUCACAUACAAAAAUUUAUCAUUUUGAUGAUAAACUCUUUAUUUAUCAUGCUACUGUACUUGUUUUUCUACCUUCAAAUUAUACAGGCGGUAAUUAUCGAUUUAUAGAUGAUAAUGACGAUGAGGAGGAUGAUAAUGAUGAAAAGCGCAUUUACCGACAUGUUUUUAAUCAACACGAAUCAGUGAAUUCCAAACCUUCCGUUCUUGUUGUACCAUCUGAUUGUCAACAUGAAAUUGAACCCAUCGAAAAAGGAUUUCAACUUCUACUUGUUUAUCAUCUUGUUUCAAAAACAAAUUCAAUUCAUCAAUUCUAUUCACUUCUAUCGAAUGUAAAUUAUGAGUCUAUGAAUAUCGAACAUGUUUUUCUAACGCAACGUAUCAAACGGAUAUUUAAUUAUUGGGAAAAAAAUCUUGAUAAAAUGCCUAAUAAACUUCUAAUACCUCUUCAACAUCCAUUGGAUUAUUCUCCGUAUUUCUCGAUUCUAUUUCGUGAUAAAUAUCGAAUAAUACUUGAAUUGAUUAUGGCAGCAAUGAAAUAUUUAUCUUCAUUUUUAAUUUGUUCAGCUAUUUUUCAAUAUGAUCGAUCAUCCGUGAAUGCGGUCGAUUCAAGAUUUCUCAUUCGUGAUAUCAAAUUAUUAAGCAAGACCAAUAAAAUAACUCUCGAUUUGACUUCACAACAUGAACGUACAGUCAUUCCCAAUGAAUUUCUUGGUGAACUUCAUACAUAUGUUUAUGCCUUUGAACAUAAUGGUGGUAAACAGCAUGGCCUAAAUACAGACAAUUCAAUAUUUCGUAAUAAUACAAAAUAUCAUGUUCUUGUUGUAAUUCCUUACCAACGCCAAUGGGACUUAUUACUUGAUGAUCAUUCAUUUGCAUAUCAUCAUCUAUCUUAUAUGCUCUCUUUACCGAUAAAUACAUUAGAUAAUUUAUGUUUAAAUUUAUUUGAUUGUAUUCUUCAUGAUAAAACAACAAAGAAAUAUUCAUUCGAUCAAAUCAUUCGUUAUCUUAUUCUUCUUCGCCAUCGUUUUGGUUUAAUGCCAAAAAUGAUUCCAUCAAUCAAAACACUUUUUCAAAAUAAACAAUUUAAAGAUGAAUUAUUCUCAAACAAUAAUCUUCAUUUUUGGUUAAGUCGUUUAGCUGAAAGAUUUUAUGAUUGGCCAAUGUUUUCAAAAGAAUUUUUAGAUUUAUUUCGUAAAGUAAUUAUUUCAUCAAUGCCAACAAAGCUCAAUGAAAUUAUUCAAUUUUUGAUACAAUUUACAAAUAAAACAUUACGUGCCUUAUUGAUCAAUGCAUUAAUUCGAUUCAUAUUUAAACCGCAUGAGUUUUCAAGACACAUUCUAUUAUCAACACUUUGUUCUAUUUUUCAUCUAUUAACUAUUGAUCAAUCAUAUUCAGACGAUGCAUUAUCAAUUCUUGCUUAUAGUAUAAUAAAACGUGUUCGAAAAACUACAUCUGAACAUGAAAUUAUUCAGAAAUGCUUUAAAAUUCAUUUAGUACCAAUGCUUAUUAAUAUUUAUCGUGACAAACAAGAGAAAGCAAAUAAGAAUGACCCUAAAAAUGUAAUGUCACCUGCAUUUUUUCUGAUUUAUGAAUAUUGUUUAAAUACUCUUAACUAUUAUUGUUCGCCAAUAUCAUCCUCUUCGUCAUCAUCAUCUUUAACUAUGAUUUCAAUGAAUGAAGCAUUAUUAAUGUGUUCAUGUACAUUAUGCAGUCGAUUACAAAUGUUUUUAGGUGAUUCAAAAAGUUCAACAUUAAUAUUUGAUUUAUCAUCAACAUUAAUUCCUGAUCAUUGUCUUCGUCAUACAUUAAGUAAAUUUCCAAUGUUAUCCAUUGAAUAUAAACAUGAGCCAUGUACAGGUCGUGAACAAACUUUAAUUAUAUCAAAAUAUGCUUACGAACAAGAGCAAAAACAGUUAUGUUUUCAUCUUCGACGUUUAUUACUGAGAUUACAUAAAAUAUAA